Echinococcus granulosus is the source of this 2985-nucleotide messenger RNA. RefSeq names its product Ran-binding protein. The record is from RefSeq and is a predicted model, not a curated record. Bases 1 to 2985 code for a protein of 994 amino acids. Lineage: Eukaryota; Metazoa; Platyhelminthes; Cestoda; Cyclophyllidea; Taeniidae. Gene Ontology annotation, molecular function: protein binding. The transcript has 13 exons.
AUGCAACUUUGCCGAAGUGCUUUAUGCAAUUCAAGGACUACUCAAAUUCCCCUUCCUGGGAGGAAACACAUGCGGACGCCAUCUCACAAAGUCCCAACCGUUUUAAAAGUUGUCGCCGAUCAUCCCAUACCACUUUGUUGCAGUCUUUACUACUAUGAAGUUAGCAUAAGUGCUAAAAGCCAGUGUGGGUCCCUUAAGGUCGGUUUUUCUUUUGACGAAUCUGAUAAGGCAAAACACCAACGUUGCGCCAACUUUGUUGGUUACCACAGCAAUACAGGUCGAAUUGGCCUCAAUGAUGGUGACUCCACACUAGGGGACGAAGAGAAUGAGGUUUGCGGACCGCCUUUUGGUGUGGGUGAUGUCAUUGGCUGCGGUGUCAAUUUCGUCAACAAUUCGAUUUUCUUCACUAAAAACGGGAUUAUUAUUGGCAGUUCUAUUGUUCACAGCAAAUUAACAAUAGCUUUCAAACUCCAAAAACUGGUUGCCAUAACAACUACUCCUGUUGCUCUUACCACUGAUGGAAGUUUGAAGGACAUAUCUUGUGGUCUCACUAAGGCGAAUGCGGUGACGAUUCCUUGUGUUAUAAUGAUCUCCCCUGCUACCGCUUUGAUCGCCAACUUUGGACAACGCGAUUUCGUCUUCGCGAUCGCCCAGUACCUGGCCCAGGAGCGCUGCAGCUCUGUCACUCAGGCGAUCGAGGAUAAACUCACCGCGGAUCUGGCCAAUGUUGGGAUGCAGAGCCUCGUCCUGGACUACUUGAUGAGACACGGUUAUCUUGCCACGGCUAGCUCCAUGGUCAGACCGUCGCUAGUUUCGCCUCGGGCUAUCACGGCCGCCACAGCUGCUGCCAUCCCUGUUCCCCCAUCUCCUAACCCCCCAUCAUUGGAGUCGGAGAAUGGAAGCCUAGCUAAAGUCGACCCCGGUUCAAACUCAACUCUCCCAUCGAUUCAACCCGAUGCUCCUCAGUACUCCCUAAGCCCCAAACUCAAACUUUGGGCUAAAAAGUGGAGUCUAAAGGAACUUUUCAAGAGCCCAUCCUCGACUCCAUUGCGUCACGGGAAGGUGAAACGAGAGUUGCUGGAAUCGUCAAUGACGGAGACAGGAGUUACGCCGACUACUGAGACCGUAUCGUUAUCCUUACUUUCCAACGAGGUUCCAAAGUCUGCACCCCCCAGGGAGGGGUGGGAGUGUGGCGGCGGUGAGAAGUGGCCUGAAACGCCGGAGGCGGCGAAUCGGCGGAUCCGAUUGGCCGAGUUGAUUUCUCAAGGCCAAUACCUGCAGGCGAUUUCUCAAUUGGCUCAUGACUAUACCAGCCUCGUGGAGACAAUGCCUUCGAUUAUUUUCAUGCUACGAUGUCGUUACUUCAUCGAAUUGCUAUUUACGAAUCAACGUCCGUCUGAAGAUGUUGCCCGGAAGAAGACGGCAACGGCGCCAACGGUCACGCCGACGAAAGCGACAUCCGCACCUCCUAAUUCAGACUGCAAGAAUGGGGGGAAGAUGGGUGUAGGCACCACCUUCAAGCGUCCUCAGCCAUCCAGCUCACCGGAGUGUUCGCCCUGUGGCGGUGGGAGCUGCUUUCGGCAGUCCGCUGCUGUUCGCAGGAAAUGCGAGGAAACCAAUGGGAGCACGAAUGGUAUUGUUGCAGAAGAUGAGAAUGAUGAGGAUCUUCUCAUUGAGUGUAUCCGUCAAGAGAACGGUGGUGUGGCAGUUCUGCAGGCACCACGAUGUGUUCAGAACGGUAUCUCCAUAUUGACAAAGGAGAAAAAAAAAGCUACCAGAAGUCUUUUCAAGUGCUCCUCGUUAAAUUCGGUCGAGAAACCACCAGAAGUCCCUAUUCAGAAUGGAAUUACUCAUAAAAGUACCCACGACUCCGACACCCCACCCGAACUUUCUUCCCAUCCCAUCCCGAUUGGCGAAACGAUGCCGAUACAGGAGAGCCCCGUUGUCUUUCUGGACCUCAACAGCAUUGUGCAGUUGGGUCGAGAGCUUCGAGACAAGGCAAAAGAGCUGCAGGCAAAGAAUGCUCUCUCUCCAGCCCAGGCCGCCUUACUUCAGGACGCCUUCAGCUUGAUCGCCUACGAAAAUCCCUACGAGAGCCCAUUUGCCGAUUUGAUGCAUCCAAGACACAGAAAAAUCCUCGCAGAAUCCGUAAGCAAUGCUAUUUUAGUAAAUUUGGGUAAGGCGCGGUACCCCCUCCUGGAGAUAGGAAUCGGUAUGUUGGAGGAGACGGUACUGAACGGUCAAGGGGGUAAUCGGCUAUCCCUCAGCUUGGCUGAUGCAAAACCCCUUCGAAAGCAGCACAACCAGGCAAGCACCUCGUCUGCGGGGAGCACACUCACCCCGUCACACACGGUUUCCACCUCCGUCAACCUUCCGUCAACGGUAGGCAUCUACGCUACCGCCACCACUGCCUCCUCUCCCUCGCCCCGAACGGGUGGAAGUGGUGGCAGCGGUGGGCUGCAGCAGUACCACCGAGGCCAUCGACGGCACCAUCACCACCAUCACCGUUCUGCCACCUCUUCCCUCGUUGUUACCUCCACUACUACUACCACCUCUGCCACGGCGUCGCGUGCGCUUAAUCCACUGUCCUUCCUCGCCAAUCUCCCUCCACCCACUGUCGCCCUUCGUCAGCGCUCCUCCUCGUCAGCUGGUCGCCGAUUGCGCAACACAAUCGUACAGAGCUCGCCCCGCGACACUGGCGAGGAAGGGCUGCAGGAGAUUGUCGUCAGCGGCGGUGGCGGAGUAGAGUGGAGAGAGGAAGCAGCGGAGCGAGAAGACGAGGCGGAGACGGCGGCAGUGGCGACGACGACGGAGGUCGAGGAAGUUCAGCUAGUGUUCCAGGAGGGCGGAAGAGUUCGCGUGGAUCGAUAUGCAUCUUCUCCGCCACUACCGCCACUGCAAAGCGUAGAUAUACGCGUCGGAGGCUCUGAGAUGGCGGGCUUCUUUCAUCCGGCAUUAUUCGUUCCCCCGUCCCCUCCAUCCUGA